CCAAUAGACUUUAGAUUUGAUUAGACUCAAGAAAGCUCAUUGUGCAAACAUAUACUUUUUUUUUUUUAAACAGUGUGUUGAAAUGUUCUUAAAGUUAUAUUAUGUAAAUAGCAUUCAUUUUAGAAUCAGUCAAGGAAGUAUGAUACAUGUAAAGUCCUUGCGCUUCAGGUUAAAACUACAAUUCCCACAAUGCUGAUCUAACGAGAACUCGGGAUGUCGUUGAGUCUGCACAUCUGCGUGCAUGUGUAACAGGAAGUCAUAAAGAACAAGGAUCUAAACUAAAGAUGUUGAAAGCUGUAAUACUAAUAGGAGGCCCUCAGAAAGGGACUCGGUUUCGACCUCUUUCUUUUGAGGUUCCAAAGCCCUUGUUCCCUGUAGCAGGGGUCCCAAUGCUUCAGCACCACAUUGAAGCAUGUGCAAAGAUACCAAACAUGAAAGAGAUUUUACUGGUAGGUUUCUAUCAGCCAAAUGAGGCGCUCAGUCGGUUCCUGUCUUGUGCACAGCAGGAAUUCAAAAUCCCCAUCAGGUAUCUUCAGGAGUAUUCAGCUCUGAGUACUGCGGGUGGCAUUUACCACUUCAGAGAUCAGAUCCUGUCAGGGGGCCCUGAAGCAUUCUUUAUUAUGAAUGCAGAUGUCUGUUCUGAAUUUCCACUUCUAGAGAUGUUAGAGUUCCAGAAGGAACAUGGAAACACCCACGUCAUUCUGGGAACAACAGCUAACAGAAAACAGUCCAUGAACUAUGGCUGUAUUGUUGAAAAUCAAGACACCAAUGAGGUGUUGCACUAUGUGGAGAAGCCUAGUACAUUUGUCAGUGAUAUCAUCAACUGUGGGAUUUACCUGUUCACACCUGAAAUCUUUCAACACAUUGGGCUCGUUUUCCAGAAAAAUCAACAGGAUCUCUUAUUAGAGGAACAGAUGAAUGGCUGGCAGCGAGCAGAAGUUAUUCGCCUGGAACAAGAUAUCUUUACAGCACUGGCAGGAAGGGGAAAGCUUUAUGUGUACAAAACUGAUCAGUUCUGGAGCCAGAUCAAAUCUGCUGGAUCAGCCAUUUAUGCCAGCCGUCUAUAUCUAAACCACUAUCGCAAAACCCACCCUGAAAGGCUGGCCAACAAUGAAGAAGGAAGGCCUACCAUCAGAGGAAAUGUGUAUAUCCAUCCAACUGCCAACAUUGACCCUACUGCUGUGUUAGGUCCUAAUGUCUCCAUUGGCACUGGAGUGACAAUAGGAGCUGGGGUUCGAGUAAGAGAGUCCAUCAUUCUUCAUGGAGCUACAUUGCAGGACCACAGUUGUGUCUUAAAUAGCAUUGUGGGAUGGGACAGCACAAUCGGGAAAUGGGCCAGAGUUGAAGGGACUCCCAGUGAUCCCAAUCCUAAUGACCCUUAUGCCAAAAUAGACAGUGAAACACUAUUCAGAGAAGGAAAGCUUACACCUUCAAUAACUAUCUUGGGCUGUAAUGUGAACAUUCCAUCAGAAGUAAUCAUUCUUAACGCAAUUGUCCUCCCUCACAAAGAUCUCAACCGAGGUUUUAAAAACCAAAUUAUUCUGUAGAAUUUGUUCUGCAUUUUUUGUACAAAUGAUGCAAAAUGGAAAGUUUUUAACCCUUGAAACUUAGCUGGAGAAAAAAAAAUAGAUGAAAUACAGUACCCACAAAGAGCUUUCUAUCCUAAAAGAGCUUUAUAAAACCCUGGCUGGCAGAAGAUGUGAAAUGAUAUGGCACACAGCAUAGUUUAAAAUAUUGAAAUUUGAAGACCACAAACCCUUUUCAGCAUCUUGAUGCCUGGUAAUUUAAAAAGUAUGUAACAUUUUAUCUUCUUGCAAUUAUACCAUUGCUUAUUUUUUUGUGUUUGACUCAUCAGUGAACACUAAAUAUUGUAGUAACAUAAUACAUAUCAACCUUUUUAUACUUGGUGCAAUUAUUAGGCAAGACCAGUUACAACCACAUGCCUUUCACCCAACAGUGUAUUUAAGGCUGCAUUUACACUGGGUCUGUUUCAAACGGACUCAGUAUGGUUCGUUUAGUUUAAAACAACGUAUCGCCGUGUUUGCUGUUCACACUUAUCUGCGAGCCAAGGGACAGAGUUUAUUUGGAUGCAGCCAGGCAUAUUGAAAGAUGGCUGCUAUUGAUGUUGCUCUGGUUUAUAAUAUUGCAUGUUUUAGGUUCUUAUAUAUUGCUGGGGAAGAAAGCACUGGGGGAAGUAUGUCGCUAAUACAUGUUUUGAAUGCUUACAGUAGGAGAAUAAUGCAGUUCUGACAAUUCUCCAAAAAAAAAAAAAAAAACCAGAACCAACAUUUAAUUUGAACAUGGUGACGCUCUUAAAUGAUGUCAUUAGGUUCGGCAGAGUGCUUUUGAAUCAAAGGGAAUUGUCGGCUUUUAACUGCCAGUUAUCAUCAUGUAUGUUUAGCAUCCUCUCAAUUUAAAACUUUUAAACCUCAACAUCAAUAGAUCUAAGAAUUGUAACAAGAGGGAUUUUUUUUAAAGCCUUACAUGAAGACUUUACACACUAUUGUUAUGCUUAUGUGUUUAUAAUGUGGAUCUGUAUCGGCCAAGCGAAACUCAUCUGUCUACACAUUAAAAGGUGACAAUUUGUUUUUAAUUUAAAGCACUUUGAUUAUACACACAGCACAACCUAAUUGUGUGAUUUAAAAGUUUAACUGGCUUUCAAUUGAAAUGUGUUGGUUCAGUGAGACCUUAACGGAAAAUUAUUCAGAACCGCUGUAUUCGUCCCAUCCCUACUGGUAACCCUAAUGUAGUUCCCAAAGACAUUUUUUGCUGUACUUGUUUCCUCCGAAUAUGAACUAAACUACAUGUGAAAUAUUUACUUCUGACUAAAGUUAUCUUGUAUAGUUAGUUUGCGAUGUGAAAAAUGACAGAGUUCAGCAGUUGUUCACAUUGACAUUUAGCAAGUGAACCAGUUUGCCAAAGGGACCGAGGUCACCUCUUUACGUGGACUCAGUACUGUUCAUUUCCCAAGCAGACUUGUUAUUCACACCAACCGUACUGAGUUCAGACCAAACCCUCUAAACACACCCACAAUGUUAUUUUAUUAUGGGAAGUGAAGUGCUGUAUGAAGUGUGUUAAAUACAAAUGCCGAAAUGUAAUCUCAUAAUGGCACCCAGCAGCUGAAGCUAUAAAAUACACUGAUCUGCUGUAUGAUUAAAGUUCCCUGAAGGACUUUAUUGGAGUGUGAAAUCUCAUUAGUUAUAUAUUUUUUUAUAAAAUAAUAAGAAAUGUUUAUUAUGUAAAUCCAGUUUUUCUUCUUGCUACCUGCUUAAUUUACUGCGUAACAUACCAGUUAUGGUUCAGUUAACUCUGUAAACUUACCAGGCAUGACAUGAGGUCAAUCUGUAAAUGUGACGAUUUAUCGAAAGACAAAUACCAGUGCAUGGGCCAAGUCUGUACACACACAGACAUGAUUGGAUGAUUAAAAAUCAUGAACCCAUUUUUUUUCCUACAUUUGUGUUUCUCAUUUUUUACCCAAAGGUUAUCCUGCCUCAACUACAUUUAUUACAGUGCACAGGGUAUAUUUCUUUAACUGAUCCAAACAUUUAAUAAGCCAGCUUCACGUGUUACAAGUGAACAGACCCUGUGAUUUCACAAUGAAGCUUCAUGAUCUACCACAGCCUGUCCUGCUCCUUUUAUAUCUGCUGCAGGGUUGGCGAUGUGAAAAACAUUUCUAGCUUGCACUGACUUGGUUUUGCUGCUGAACCUGGACAAAAGUACAAUGUAAUCAAUAUCUGAAAGAAAUACAUUUCCAAGCAGGUUUUACAUUUCAGUGAUGUGACAUUUGUUGAAAAACAAUGCCUUUAGGUUUGCCAAGUUAUUAAAGCACAUGUAUUCCUAUCGCAUUAAAAUGUAGCCCUUUGUGACCUCACCAAAAAAUAAAUAAAAAUGAAAAUAA
Messenger RNA from Acipenser ruthenus (sterlet), 3898 nucleotides. RefSeq names its product mannose-1-phosphate guanyltransferase alpha-A. The coding region runs from base 285 to 1547 and encodes 420 amino acids. The transcript has 13 exons. NCBI's taxonomy places the organism in Eukaryota, Metazoa, Chordata, Actinopteri, Acipenseriformes, Acipenseridae. The record is from RefSeq and is a predicted model, not a curated record. Gene Ontology annotation, biological process: biosynthetic process. Gene Ontology annotation, molecular function: transferase activity. Gene Ontology annotation, cellular component: cytoplasm.